AUGUCUCGUUUGCCCCUAAAUCCACCUAUAAUUCUCUCUAAUCAACAGCCAGGUGGAUGGUGGCCUCUACAGCAAUUUACGAGACCCCAAAGGCCGCUACCUGGCUAUUUUGAGGCGCCGAGGAAGAAGAAUGUGAUAACAGUCAACGGAGACGUCGUCACCCCCAGGAACGAAGGACCUCGAGCGCCAACACUGUCGGAGGGCCCUGAGGCGACCGGAAGUGCUCCCGAGUUUGAUAAAACCAGUGAUGGAGUCUCCACGGAGUGGGCCGCCCAACCCAGCAAAGACCAGCCAGCUUCAAAGUUGAAUAUUUAUGCACCAGUUCAUGUCCCUGACUGGCUUCUUGCUAUCAACGAGUCGGUUGCAGUUGAUGUCCCCUGUACUACCCUGUGCCAUUUUGACGCAGAGGAGUAUGCCGCCGCCUUCGGACCAGACACCCAUGUUCAGCCUCGUGACGAAUGGUCUGUCCCUCUGGGCCUCCCCACUCCCGAUCGUCAGACUCCUGUCGAACCACCACACUAUCAAGACCGAUUUAUAGCUCUUCUGCGAGACGAAUUCGCAGCUCUUGAGCAGCGGUUGCUUUACUAUUCGCUAUACAAUCAUCGUAUUGUGAUGUGGGAUCCUCACCAGCUGCUCUUUGAAGUACGUGUGCCUGGCUUGCGCGAAGACUCGCCUCGUGUCGAUCUGGGUGAUAUCGUGCUUGUUCGGCCCAUUACUGUAUCUGACCCCCGGGUCGUGUUUAGCCAAAACAAGGUGUGGCGAGACCAUAUGCGGAAAAAGGGACAAUGCCACCCGGCCUUCGAAGGUACAGAAUAUCGUGCGGUGGUAUGGGGCCUCAACCGCGCCAACGAAGCCGUCUUCCUUCGCAUUGAAAAUGGAAGCAAGUGUCCUCAAACUGCCAACCUCAAAUUCAUCUUGCAAGUGCCCAAGACGAUGUCACUGGUGUCCGCCGUCCAGUCCAUCGACGCCGCACUUGGCUCAUCCGAUACCUUGCGGUCCAUGCUUUUCUCGCAGAGAUCGGACGCAUGCAUGCAGGAAAAACUAUCAGCAGCCUCCUUCGGCAUAGAUUGGCGAGAUGCCUGCCUCAACUUCGAGCAACAAAAGGCUGUCGCAGCUGUCGUUGCGGACAGAUAUGGGACGGUCCCCUACCUCGUAUCAGGACCACCUGGCACGGGCAAAACAAAGACCAUCGUGGAGAUAGCCCUUCAGCUGGUUGCGCGAAAGACAUCGGCUGUUCACCCGCACCUCCGCAUCUGCGCACCAUCCGAUGCGGCUGCAGAUACUCUCGCGCUUCGACUUUCGCUUCACCUUGACCGAAAUCAGCUGUUUCGACUCAAUAGCUGGACUCGAUCCUUCGCUGAAGUACCUGACAAACUCAUCCUGUAUUCACACACCGAUUCAAACAGCCUUUUCAGUCUGCCACCGUUUGGCCGACUGAUGUCGUACAGCAUCGUAGUCACCACCUGUCGAGAUGCCAACAUACUCAUUGAAGCACGUCUGACCAACAAAGAUCUGGCCCAACUAGCCUUCAACUCCAUGAGGGCGGUAUCCCCCUCGACUGUAGAGGGCCUGACUACCCCACUCCUACACUGGACAGCUCUUCUUCUCGAUGAAGCCGCUCAAGCUACCGAACCAGAAUCUCUCAUCCCGCUCUCAGUAGUUCUACCACUCUGGCAGCUCCCAAAGUGUCAACUUGUCUGCCCACAGUUUGUCCUCGCCGGUGACGAAUUCCAACUUGGCCCACGCCUCGAAUCACACGCGCAGAAGACCGGUCUCGAAAUCUCUCUUUUCCAGCGCCUCUUCAAUCUCCCCUUCUACGCCGACCACCCCCUCUCUAUCACCAACGGCCUUCAACCUCUCACUCGCAAGAAACUCCCAUUACCGCGACCUGCCUUCACGAACCUUACCCGCAACUACCGCUCCCACCCAGCCAUUCUCUCUGUCCCCUCCUCGCUCUUCUACUUCGACAACCUCAUCCCAGAAUUCACUCCCUCCUCAGCCACCACUACGUCAUGGCCCGGCUGGCGCAAGCCAAACUGGCCGGUGCUCUUCAUCCAGAACUCCGGCCCCGAUGAAGUUGAUGAUAUUCUUGCUGGUGAUGGCACAGGUGUCGGCUCCCUCUACAAUAACGACGAGAUCGGCAUUGUGCUCACCCAAGUUCAGACCCUUUUGAACGGGAUACCCAAUCUGAAACCCGAGGAAGUCAUGGUCAUGUCUCCCUUCCGCGCGCAAGUUAAGAGGAUCAGAACAGCAUUGAGGAAAGAAGGGAUGGCCGCGGUCAACGUUGGGCCAUUAGAAGCAUUCCAGGGGCUGGAGAGCAGGAUCGUCAUGUUAUGCACGACGCGUACAAGGCGCGGGCCUGAAGGGGACGAGGCUAAAUUUGUGAAGAUGGAUCAAGGGCGUGGGUUGGGGGUGAUUGAUGAGCCCAAGCGGUUUAACAUGGCGAUGACAAGGGCGAUGGAGGGGUUCAUCGUGGUUGGCGAUCCCGUCACCCUGGUUUGCACGGGCGAUACCUCCUGGCGGAACCUCAUUGCGUUUUGUGUGAGGAACGGGCUCGUCGAGGGUGAGUUCGGUGAGAUUGAGGAGCAGAUGGAGGGGUGGGACGUGAAGGAGGGAAGGUUGGAGCGUGCUUUGAGGCGGAAGGAGGUCGGCGUGGAGGAGAAGGGCGUGGUGGGACUGAGGGGGUUCGUGGAGAAUGGGGAAGAGGAAGGAGAGAUGAUGCUGCCUGAGAGCAUGGAGGGCGACGAGACCGAAGACGGGGUGGCGAGUGAGAUGGAGGAGGUGCUGGGGGAUGACUAUAGCACAUCGUAA
Molecule: messenger RNA, 2811 nt
Organism: Exophiala spinifera
Lineage: Eukaryota; Fungi; Ascomycota; Eurotiomycetes; Chaetothyriales; Herpotrichiellaceae
Exons: 1
Coding region: 1-2811 (936 amino acids)
Biological process (GO): regulatory ncRNA-mediated post-transcriptional gene silencing
Cellular component (GO): cytosol; P granule
Molecular function (GO): helicase activity
Source: RefSeq, a predicted model, not a curated record